GUUUCAUAUCCCAUUUCACAGUUUCGCGGACAGGACAUGCUUUAGAGAGAGAAAGAGAGAGAAGGCGAAAAAAAAACAAACGGAGAUGGGGGCUGAGACUUGGAGCUUAACGGCGAAACUGUGCGACUCCUGCAAGAGAUCGUCGGCCACCGUGUUCUGCCGCGCCGACACGGCGUUCCUCUGCGCGGCCUGCGACUCCAAGAUCCACGCGGCCAACAAGCUGGCGUCGCGCCACGCGCGCGUCCUGGUCUGCGAGGUCUGCGAGCAGGCCCCGGCCAGCUUCACAUGCAAGGCCGACGCCGCCGCGCUCUGCGUCACGUGCGACCGCGACAUCCACUCCGCCAACCCGCUCGCCCGCCGCCACGAGCGCCUCCCAGUCGUCCCCUUCUACGACUCUCCCGGCGAUGCCGCCAAAUCCCACGGCUCCCCCUCCGUCUCCUCCGGCGACCACUACCCCGAGGCGGCGGAGGAGGAGGCCGAGGCCGCCUCGUGGCUCCUCCCCACUCCCAACAACGCCAAAGGCGUCGAUUUGGAGGGCCCCGAGUACAAAACCGCUGAUUACCUGUUCGGCGACAUGGACUCUUAUCUCGACUUGGAAAUGAUCCCCGGCGGCGCAGAUCAGAAGCCCCACCUCCAAAACCCCCGCCAACACUACAAUUCCGACGGCGUCGUCCCGGUGAUGAACAAAACCGAGACUACCCACGUUCCCGGCCCUGUAGUCGACGGAUUUCCCACCUAUGAAAUCGACUUCACCGCCGGAUCUAAGCCGCCUUUCAUGUAUAACUUCGCCACUCAAACCAUCAGCCAUAGCGUAUCGUCGUCGUCUAUGGACGUGGGAGUUGUGCCGGACCACAGCGCGAUGGGGGAUGUGUCGAACCCGGCAUUUGGCCGGAGCACCGGCACCGGCGAGGGGGUCCCGAACCCGUUGUCGGGAGUGGACCGGGAGGCGAGGGUGCUAAGGUACAGAGAGAAGAGAAAGAACCGGAAGUUCGAGAAGACGAUCCGAUACGCCUCGAGAAAGGCGUACGCGGAGACCCGGCCGAGGAUCAAGGGGAGGUUCGCGAAGCGCGCCGACUUGGAAGUCGACUCCCUCCUCGCCGCCGACGCGUCGUACGGCGUCGUGCCGUCGUAUUAAGGCCGCCGCGGGCGGCGCGGCGGCGAUGGAAUAAAAUUUUGGGCAAAUUUUGAGCUCGAUCUCGUGUUGUCGUGUUGUUACUGCUGCUGUAUAUAAUGUUGCUAAUAUUUAUACUGUCUGACUCUGAUGCAUUUUCUACUUCUGGCUGACUUUAUGUAACCCCAUGUUACAUUUUUCUGUCAAUGGUAAUGUAAUGAGCUGUUGUUUGUUAGAUCUUCACUUUUUUUUUUUUCUUGAAAUAAUGGAGUAUACAAUGUAUUAUGCUCCAUAGUAUUAUUAUUGUUGUUGUUGUUGCCCUCUCAAUAAGAAUAUAUUGUAAAAUGCAAAA
Molecule: messenger RNA, 1463 nt
Organism: Ipomoea triloba (trilobed morning glory)
Lineage: Eukaryota; Viridiplantae; Streptophyta; Magnoliopsida; Solanales; Convolvulaceae
Product: zinc finger protein CONSTANS-LIKE 4-like
Exons: 2
Coding region: 86-1135 (349 amino acids)
Biological process (GO): regulation of flower development; regulation of photoperiodism, flowering
Cellular component (GO): nucleus
Molecular function (GO): protein binding; zinc ion binding
Source: RefSeq, a predicted model, not a curated record